Molecule: messenger RNA, 534 nt
Organism: Adineta steineri
Lineage: Eukaryota; Metazoa; Rotifera; Eurotatoria; Adinetida; Adinetidae
Source: the annotation of a GenBank genome assembly
AUGGAAAAUAAUGAUUUAACGUAUUGGAAAAAUUAUCAAACAGCUAUGCAAUGGAUCAAAGGAGAUGUAUCAACAAUUAUGAGAGAAGAAGUAGAAGAAGAAACUGUAGUAACUAAUGAAGAAGAUAAAGAACUUGAAUUUACUAUAGAUGAUGAUUUAUUAGAUUUCUAUCGUCUUUCAAAAGAACAUAAAGCGAGUCGAAAAAAUCAAAAAACUCAGGAAGAGAAUGAAGCUGAACAAAUUGAAUUAAUACCUGGUGAACAAAUGCGUCCUAAUUUUCAAUCUAUAAGUAAAUUACCACCUAUUAAUCGUUCAAAAUUACGUCAGUUAGAAUUGGAAUGGCUUUAUGGUUCAUCAAAUUCAUCCAAAAUUCAUGCACGUGAAACUCAACUUCAAAUGGAAUUUGAUCAUAUAUUCGAUAAAAAACAACCGUCAUAUUUUCCAAGUUUACCUAAUCGACUUCAAUUAAAUCCUCAUAAACAUGGACAACGUUCUUGUUUACCAACUAUUUCUAUAUUAGAUAUAACUUCAUAA